GUAAUUUAGCCGCACCGCACCAUACCGCCGCUCCCGUCCCCCAAAUCCCCAAAUCCCCUCGAACCCUAGCCGCCCCUCUGCCCUCCCCACGAACCCUAGCCGCCCCUCGAGCACGAGCCGCAGCCGAUCCAGCCACCGGCAGGGCGGCGCGAGCAGCGCCCGGUCCUACCACCGGCAGGGCGGCGCGACCUUAACCUCUCCAGGUUGCAGAGGUGGAAGGAAGCAGAGGACCGCUGCUCACGGAGGUGCCCAAGUACAAGCAGACCAUCUUCUCCGUCCUCCCCUAGGCCAUUAACUCGUCCAGCAAGCAAGGCAAGUAAACCAGGCAACAACCAAGCUGACUAGCACAGUUCCAGUUCCCGUGAGAUCUACUAUGACAAAGAUGACAAGGAGCAAGAAACUUGCAGAAGCGCCAACUACUGAAUAUGAGAAGAUUAGGGCUAAAAAUAUGAUGAGGAACAACCGAAUAUUCCAAUCACUUGGCAUCGCUGCAUUAGGUAUGAUGGUUAGGAACUCAAAUCAAAUGCAGCAAGGUAGUGCCAUCACCGGUGGGGACUCAGCUUCUGCCAUAACACAACAAGGCUCAAGCUCUGAGUACAGUCCUGACGAUGAGGUCAUUGAGGAGGAUGAAGUUGAUGAUAUUGUAGUGGAGAAGGAAGAUAAGGUUUCUAAGAAGGCAAGGAAGUCAAUCAAUAAAAAGACUAAGAAGAGUUUUGAUAAACCUUCUGAGAUGGCUCCAGGAAAAACAAGGGUGAUUGCUCCAGCCUCAGGAGGCUCAAAGAGGGUGCUACCUGGUUUGAACUCGGAUGAACAUGAAUCUGCUCGAGUCACUAGGCAAAAAACAAAGUUGUCUCUAACCAACCAUGAAGAAAGUCUUGUGCAAAUGGAUGUAGGAAGCCCAGCAAAUGUGGAUGAAGGAAGCCUCCAUGUGCACGUGGAUGUAAGAAGCUCAAUGCACGAAGAUGAAAGAAGCCUGAUGCAUGAGGGUGAAGUAAGCCUGAUGCAGAUGGGUGAAACAAGCCAUGUCCCAUCUACUCUGUGCACAAAUCAGCCAAUUGAAGUUCCUGAGUUCUCUGACCAACAGCUUGACCAACAACGGCAAUUGGACGUUGAAAAGAAGCAUUUUGACAAUGUACCGGCCAAUCUAGUGAGUGUCAAAUCUCCUGAUAAGAAUGUGACAGAUGCGGAGUGGCAAAGGCUGGUCAAGAUGUGGUCUAUCGCAAGGCACAAGGAAACCUGUCAGUCGAACAAGGAGAACCGUUCCAAAGUUAAGUUCCAUCAGAAAACUGGUUCUCGCCCCUACAUUUCCCAUGUGCAUGCUUUGAAAGAGGCUCGUAAGCAUGAAGAGUUGACUGCGUUUGAUCUAUUCAAGGAGUGCCACAAUGGCAAGAAGACUCGUUUCUCUGAGCCAGUUAAGAAGGCGAUAGCUGACAUGGAAAAAGCUAUGGAACAAGGGGUACCAGAAGGUGGAGAACCAAAGAAUGUUGCUGCUGUUGUUGCUGACGUUCUCACUAAAGAAUGUCCCUCCAGCACAUUCCUUCAAAAUGUUGGCCUUGAGUCGAGCUCCAAGAAGAAGUUCAACAAAUCUGUAGCUGCUUUGGAUGCUCAUGUACAAGAACUAGAGUACAGGCUUGAGAAGGAGAGGCGAGUCGCUAAGCUGAUGCGAGAGGAGCUUGUUGAGGUCAAGAAGAAAUCAGAGGAGACCGAAGCUGCACGCGCCGUAGAGUACCAGUUGUUACUGCAGAGAGUUGAGGCCACCGAUGCUAGAUUUGCGCGUCUCAUGGAUCUAUUCGAAGGUAAAAUAGUUUAGUACGGCGUGGUUGAUGUUGGCUUUGGGACUUUUGAUGUUGAGUUGUUUUGACCUGGGGUUGAUGAGUUUCUUUGACUGGACAUGUGAACCACAAUAUGGACCAGAGAUUGGCUGUGGUUUGAUGAGGUUGUGUUUUGGUUGGUGCGUCUUAAUCUUAUGAACAUGGUGUACUGAUACUAAGCUACAGGCUAUGUUAUUUUGGUUGGUGCAUCUUAUGAACUUGUGGUGUAAUGAUACUGUUGGGCCUAAGUUAAUGAAAUCUUGGAGAAUUGUAUUGGUUGA
This is a messenger RNA of Triticum aestivum (bread wheat), 2092 nucleotides long. RefSeq lists its product as uncharacterized. The transcript has 9 exons. The record is from RefSeq and is a predicted model, not a curated record. Bases 374 to 1810 code for a protein of 478 amino acids. NCBI's taxonomy places the organism in Eukaryota, Viridiplantae, Streptophyta, Magnoliopsida, Poales, Poaceae.